AUGUGCUUUGACCUCCUCGCGGAGAUCAUACUCGACAUCUUCGAGCUAAUUGCUCUGAUAUUUAGAAUCUUGCAGAAGCUCCUCAGAUUACCGUUUGCAUUUUGGCGGACGCUAGUCGAGUGGAAUCAGAGUGUCCGAAGAAAGAUUCGACAUCUAUUAAUGCCCAGAAUAGACGCUGACGGAGAUAUCUACAAUCCUCCUAUCCCUAACCAUGUUAAUGGGACUCCGAAUCCGACCGCUGGGACCAUCCCUUCAUUUGUCGUUACUCACUAUGAUGAUGACGGUGGUGGUUUGCAUGGGACUGAGCGAAGUGUGGAGGAGUCUUUAGCAGCUAGUAUUGAUCAGCCGGUCACAGCCGAGCGACAGCAAUCAGAGCAAGGGCCACAGGAGCAAGGACCUCGCCAACCUAGGCCGCAACGCCAACAGCUUGGACAGCAACCGUCAGGACAGCAACAACCAGAGCCCCUCGGGCAUGAACUACAACAGCUAGGACCACAACAGCAGUCAUCAGAGCUCCCACCACGUGAACCAAUGCCGCGUGAGAGAGUUCUACCAGAACAAGACUCAGGAGAGCCUAGUGAGCGUCUGCAACUCGUUAGCUUUGAUGACGUAGUUCAUCUCAUGGCCUCCGCUUCAGGAACUAUGCCAGGUAGUGGGCAACCUGAAGGGAAUCCUCAUCCUAUACAUUUUGGGCCAAAUGGAAUACAGCCGCGUCAAUAUGUAUCUCCCAGGUUACCCGGCUCCUACCCUGAGCCGCUUCCGGACCAGCUAACGCAAGGAAGAGUUACUAUUAUGCCUGGUACAUUCCCAGCUGAACCGGAAGAUGAGGGAAGGGAACAUUGA
Messenger RNA from Aspergillus bombycis, 843 nucleotides. RefSeq lists its product as uncharacterized. The record is from RefSeq and is a predicted model, not a curated record. The coding region runs from base 1 to 843 and encodes 280 amino acids. NCBI's taxonomy places the organism in Eukaryota, Fungi, Ascomycota, Eurotiomycetes, Eurotiales, Aspergillaceae. The transcript is spliced from 2 exons.